Molecule: messenger RNA, 1297 nt
Organism: Eucalyptus grandis
Lineage: Eukaryota; Viridiplantae; Streptophyta; Magnoliopsida; Myrtales; Myrtaceae
Product: probable hydroxyacylglutathione hydrolase 2, chloroplastic
Exons: 8
Coding region: 187-1089 (300 amino acids)
Molecular function (GO): hydroxyacylglutathione hydrolase activity
Source: RefSeq, a predicted model, not a curated record
AUUUUUUAGCUUGGGUCUCCUGUGCCGUGUGGUCCGGCAGUUGAGUGCCGUUUGGUUCAGCACUUGGGAUUUGCUGAAUCUGGCGGUCGGGUUUCGCCCGAAUCUUCGGAUGGAUUCUUGAUCUUCUUAGAAAUGGUGUUUACUGGGUGAACAGUUGUGAAGAGCGGGCUAUGCGUGUGGCCGGGCAUGAAACAGCUUUGUUUGAGGAAAGGACUUCCGUAUGGAUUGUUGCGUUUCCUGUCUAUUCCUUUCAAGACCUUGUGGGGUGCCAGUAGAUCGCUCAAAGUUACUCAAUUUUGCACUGUGUCGAGCGUGUCCUCCUCUUUACAGAUCGAAUUGGUACCAUGUCUCAAGGACAACUACGCAUAUCUUUUACAUGACGUGGAUACUGGGACAGUUGGAGUGGUUGAUCCAUCUGAAUCUCGACCUAUAAUUGAUGCUUUGAGUCGGAAAAACCGAAAUCUCAACUAUAUAUUAAAUACCCAUCAUCAUUAUGAUCAUACUGGAGGCAAUGUAGAGCUAAAAGCAAGGUACGGUGCUAAGGUGAUUGGUUCAGGAAUGGACAGGGACAGAAUACCUGGCAUAGAUAUAGCCCUCAAUGGUGGGGAUAAAUGGAUGUUCGCUGGACAUGAGGUGCUUGUGAUUGAAACUCCAGGACAUACUCGAGGCCACAUUAGUUUCUAUUUUCCUGGAUCUGGAGUAAUUUUCACUGGAGAUACAUUGUUUAGCUUAUCGUGUGGCAAGCUCUUUGAAGGGACUCCUGAACAGAUGGCGUCAUCCCUCAAAAAGAUCACAGCUUUGCCAGAUGAUACAAACAUUUAUUGUGGUCAUGAAUAUACAUUGAGUAAUUCAAAGUUUGCAUUGUCUAUAGAACCCAACAAUGAAGCACUUAAAAACUAUGCAGCGCGAGUUGCUCAUCAGCGCAGCAAAGGCGUAGCAACGAUCCCAACGACUCUAAAGAUGGAGAAAAUGUGUAAUCCAUUCCUUCGCACUUCGAGCUCGGAAAUUCGACAGUUGCUAAGUAUUCCAGCCACAGCAGACGAUGCCGAGGCAUUGGGUAUUAUUAGACAAGCAAAGGAUAAUUUUUGAGUUUGUCGAUAGCAGCUUCAGUUUUUGUAUAGAGUGAGCGUGUGAAUGCAUCCAUAAGUGGUCGUUAACCCGACGAUUGUAGCUUCAGUAUUGUGAAAUCUAAUGCUGGAUUGAUUCUUCGAGCGAUUGCUUGGUAAAGAAAGGCGUGUUGCUAUUGUGAAGAAUACUCUCUUAUACUUGAAAGUAUUAUGAGAUUUGCUUUCACGGA